CCCUCUUUUCCAGCGUCCCUGGCGCCGGCGGCCGGCGGCCGUGCCGCUUCAGUGGCGGAGCGGGGGGCUCCGAGCACAGUGCCAGCGCCGAAGCAGGAGGCUUCCGAAGAAGGGGGGUGCCGCGGGGAGAGCGGUCCGGGGCCGGCCCGGGGGCCUGCCCGGGCGCCGCGGCUUCCGGACGGUCGUGGGGACGAGGAGGCCGGAGGCUCCCCCGGGCCACCAGCCGUCUCCGAGAAACCCGGAGGGGGGGCCGGCCGGGACGGCAGCGGGGUCGCCGCCCCCGACGCAGGCUCCGCGGCGGGGGGGAGAGGCCCCCGGAAAGGGCGGCCUUACCAGUGCGGCGCGUGCGACCGCAGCUUCCAGUGCCACUCGGACGCGGCGAAGCACCGGAGCAUUCACUCCGGGGCGAAGCCGUUCGCCUGCAGCGACUGCGGGAAGGCCUUCAUCCACAGCUCGCACGUGGUCCGCCACCAGCGCACGCACCACGGCGAGCGGCCCUACGUGUGCGAGGAGUGCGGCCGCGCCUUCGGCCAGAGCUUCAACCUGGUGCGCCACCGGCGCACGCACACGGGGGAGAAGCCGUUCGGCUGCGCCGAGUGCGGCAAGGCCUUCGGCCAGAGGUCGGACGCCGCCAAGCACCGGAGGACGCACACGGGCGAGCGGCCGUACGCCUGCGGCGAGUGCGGGAAGGCCUUCGGCCACAGCUCCAACGUGGCCCGCCACCGGCGCACGCACCGCGGGGACAGCCCCUACGUGUGCAGGGAGUGCGGCCAGGCCUUCGGCCAGAGCUCCAACCUGCUGCAGCACCGGCGCGUGCACACGGGCGAGAGGCCCUUCCGCUGCCCCGAGUGCGGCCGCGCCUUCAGCCGCAGCUCCUUCCUCAGCGAGCACCGGCGCAUCCACACCGGCGAGAAGCCGUACGCCUGCGGCGAGUGCGGCCGCGCCUUCAGGGCCCUGUCCGGCUUCUUCCGGCACCGGCGGGUGCACAGCGGCGAGAAGCCCUUCCGCUGCGGCGAGUGCGGCCGCGCCUUCCGCCUGAGCUCGCACCUGAUCCAGCACCGGCGCGUGCACGGCGCCGAGUGAGCCCCGCCCCGCCGCGGCCCGGGGAGGGGGGAGGGGGGAGGGCGCCGCGCCGGGAGACCGCGGGCCAGGGGAGGCGGGGGCGGCCUCCGGGCUUUCCGUGCCGGGCCCGCGGCCACCCUGGCCCGCGUUCGGGAGAGGAAGGGAGCCUUAGGGGAGGCUGGUCUUCCCGGAGGGGACGCAGGCCUCCCCGAAGACGGGGCUCGGAUGGGGACGGGGCGGGGGGGUCCACCGGAACUAAUCCCGCGUCCGCACGCCUCUUGCGGAGGUGUGAUUCGCGUAUGGUGAAACGCACGGAUCUCGCGUGCGGGUUUUCAGAGACUGGACAAACCAUCUGAUCUGACCUUUAGAACCAUCAUUCCGUCCAGAUCCUAGACUAUUUCCGUCGCCCCCUUCAGGCGUACCCCCCCUCGGCGUCGGAGGCGAGCAGCGACCUCGUUUCUGUCACUAUAGUUCUGCUUGGUCUAGAACUUGAUGUAAAUAGGAUGAUUUAAUAUCUACUUUUCUGUCUUCCUUCUUUCCCUCUACUCCAGGUUUUUGAGAUCCGUCUGUCAGUGUUUUGGUUUGUUUUUGUUCUUGUUUAGUUCUUUUAAAAGGCAGGAGUCACUGUCGACUUUGUAUCAAAGCUGUGUUUAUGUCUGUGUGUCUCCACCCAAGUACAGCCCUUGGUACAGCACAUGCCAGAGCAGAAUAGACUCCGCGGAAGAGGGAAACGUGUAGGGGAGUGUGUGAAAGAUGGCACACGGAGGAGAGCGCGGGCUGGCGGGAGGCGGCCAGAACACAAGUCUGCUUUCGGCGAGCGCAGCUUGGAGAGCUCUCUCUGCUCAGCCUCGGAAACAGCGCAAGAAAAGGGAGUUUAAGAUACCGGUACUUGCAACAAAUGUUUCCCCAGCACACACCUGUCCGGGCUUUGUGCCACUGUGCUGGGAGAGACAGAUUCGUGUGACAUCUGCACGCGGGGACUUCGCAGGUUAGAGAGGUUACAGACCAGGGUAACAAGCCAUGCGGUGCCCAACAAAAAGUCCAGGAACAGAAGUUCCUCCAGGGGACGAAGCACAGGACAGAGGUGCACACCCAUGACAGGACAAGGUGAAGACGCCAGGAAGGGCUCCCAGGAGAGGUGACGCCUGAGCUGGUUCUUCAGGAGUUUUAAUCAACAAAUGGGCUAAAUGUGUUCAAAGCAGGUCAGGGUGCACUAGGGGGUGUGAAGGGGUAUGAGAAAUGUGCUCACCCACAGGACCUCGCAAUCUGCGGUCAGAAAAGGCAGGAAGGAAAAUUUAAGUGAAUUCACUGCUCUUGACUUAACCUUUCGUAUCACACUGUGACAGCGUCGUGGAUAUAUGUGUCACCUGCCAGGUAAGAAUGGUGAGAUGUCUUUGUUGCAUGUCCUAGAACUCUGCCGUAAUGAAUUGAGUGAGGUCCUGUUGUUGAGAGUUUAUCGUGGAAGAUAAAUCUGAGCAGUCACCUGGCCAUGAGUCCUGGGGCCCAGCUUCAUGAUCCAAAUCUAUGCUGGUCAGGCUGUGGUUUGGUGCCCCCUCAUGGUAAUUGUCUGCUCUACUUUGACUACUGAUGGUGAAUCAUUUGGGGUCCUGUUACUGGCUGGGACCUCAAAAAUCGCACAAGUCUAGGGCUCUUGAGGGCACCUAUUGAAUUCUUUUACUUUGAGAGAGAGGGGGGAAAGAGAGAGAGAAUCCCAAGCAUGCUCUGUGCUGUCAGCUCAGAGCCCGAUAGGGGGCUCAAUCUCAUGAACUGUGGGAUCGUGACCUGAGCUGAAAUUGAGUUGGUCGCUUAGCCAACUGAGCCACCCAGGCGCCCCUCCACCUAUUUCUUUUAAGAUGUGAGUUUUAGGGGCGCCUGGGUGGCUCAGUCGGUUGAGCGUCUGACUUUGGCUCCGGUCAUGAUCUCCUGGUUUGUGAGUUUGAGCCCCGUGUUGGGCUCUGUGCUGACAGCUCAGAGCCUCGGGCCUGCUUCGGAUUCUGUGUCUCCCUCUUUCUCUGCCCCUCCCGCACUCAUGCUCUGUCUGUCUCUGUCUCUCUCUCUCUCUCUCUCUCUCAGUAAUAUAAUAAAUAAAUGUUAAAAAAUUAAAAAAAAAAAAAAAAGAUUUGAGCUUUGGCCCAGGGGUGUGCAGCCUGUAGGGGCAGAAUUGCCCUCAGAGUGUAUUCAGUGGCACCACAGCUAUUGAGCUGCUGGCUCUUGGGCCAGUGAGGUGGGAAACCGAACGUGGGACCCCCAUGCUGAGCCAAGAUCCUCAGAUAGGCUGAAGGGUCCCAGGUUCAUGGUGCCUCUCAGAUACCAGUGGAGGAAAGCUUCCCCUACUUAGAUCUGUGGCGUUCCUGUUUAUAAAGUCAGGCGGUGAGCUUACAGAGAUCACCAGGCACACAGAAAGCUCUCACUGAAUGAGGGUCAAAGAGAACAGCAAACGGUGCACAUCAACCUCAGAAUUCAGAUAAUGAAAUUACCAGAUAAUGCAGGCAAGGGAGUAGUUCUGUAUGAAGCGUGUACAGGAAUGAGAAAGCAAUAAAAGGCUAUCAGGUAUGAGCAGGCACAGUUUUUAAAAGACAACUUUUAGAAAUUAAAAGUAUAAUUGUUGAUAGAAUCCACUGGGUAGGUUAAAUAGCAAAUUAGACACUGCUGAAGAAGGCAUUAGUGUAGUGGAGGAUACAUCCAAGGAAAUCCAGAAUACCACACACACAAGGGGAUGGAAAACAUAAAGGAAAUGUUAAAGGAUUUGUAAAGCAGAAUAAGAAGGUCUGGCAUGGACCUGACAGGAGCCCCAGGAGGAGAGAGUGAAGGAGAGGACACCCAGUGAGGGCCUGCAGUGACAAGCCUCACGAUUAGGCAAAUUCCAACUUCAUCAGCGGCUGGCUGCCACAGCCCACCCGGUCCCUCUGCUCCAGCCAAGCUCAAGCUCUCAUAUUGUACAAGGUUAAGGAUGGAGGUGAAGGUAGGUCAGGCAGGGAGAUGUCAUCCAACCCCACCAGGGGAAGAUGAGUGUUUGCACUCCCAAUUUUAACCAGUCCAGUCUCCCCAUAAUUGGGCCAACAAAAUAAUCAACAAUAGGAAAAGGACACUGAAAUCAUUACCAACAGCCUGGAAGUUCCAGCCACCCUCAAGACCCAAAACCAUCACCUUCGAUAGUUAAGUCAUAAAAGGCAACUGCAAACAAGUAGUGCCAAUCCACAGCUGAGAGCCUGGAGGGGGCUGGCAGGUAUGAAGGCUCGCUCCAUUCUUCACGAGGACGAGAUUCUGCGCUUCACAGGACUGAACUGUUUCGGAACCCCAUUUACGGUAUUCCUACAAGCUUUUCUUUAUUUAAUGAAAAACAUAAAUUCCCAGGUCUGGGAAGCAUGAUGGAGAAAGCAGCAUAAAUAAAGAGAAAUCCACACCUAAACACAACACAGUGAAAGCACAGACCAGCAAGAAGAGAUCUUUAUGUCCGAGAGACUCAAUCACCCACAAAGCAGCCAUGGUCACACCAUCGGUCGAGUUCUCAAAGCAACAGAGGCAGCAGUCGGUUGGUGCCUUCGACGUGCUGGGAGGAGACCCCUAGAACUGCAUGCCCGGCAAAAUUAUUGUUCAUAAAGAAGGUGAACAUGGACAUUUACAGACACAUAAGAUAUAAGACCGUUUAUCACUGGAGCUUUGACUGAAACAGCCUCUCCAGUUUACACUGCAAAACGAAGGCAAAUGAUAGAAUAAUGGUCUUCGACACGAGGUGGAGCGGUGAGCAAACAAAAUGACUGAUAGGAACUAGGUCCAAGCACCACAUGUAUCGAAGAGGGACGUCGACUGAAACACUGAACAACAAAGCACGUCUGCUAGAAGGGGGUGUAAAUGCUCUGAGAUCCUCCUACAGUUGGGAAGGGGUGUAAGACUCUAAUAUUUGAUAAAUAUGUGUAAUAUAGGGGUUCCUGGGGGCUCAGUCAAGUGUCCAACUCUUGGUUUCGGCUCAGGCCACGAACUCAUGGUUCAUGAGUUCGAGCCCUGCGUCAGGCUCUGUGCUGACAGUGCAGAGCCUGCUUGGGAUUCUCUCCCCCUCUCUCUGACUCUUCCCCAUUUGUGCUAUCUCUGUUUCUCUCAAAAUAAAUAAACUUUAAAAAUAAAUAAAUAGAAGCACCUGGGUGGUUCAGUCGCUUGGGUGUCUGACUUCAGCUCAGGUCAUGAUCUCAGGGUUCGUGAGUUCGAGCCCUGCAUGGGAUGAGCCCCACUUCUCUCUCCCUGUCUCCACUACAGCACAGCCACCCCUCCAGGGGUACAGAGGGGCCUACUGGGGCCAGCCUCCCCAGACACAGCCCAAGUAUCCACCAUACGGGCCUCAUGGGCGACCCGGCCAUGCUCACACCUGGCGAGCGGGCUGAGUGCCUCGUGGGUGGGUGGACACAGGCAGCCUGAUGCUCAGGGUCACCACACCACACGGGGCUCCCCGUCCCCCUUCUGGCCUUAUACUGUUCCACAGUUCUCGGGGAAGGAAGACAGGUGACAGGGGGACUUGGUGUCACAGACACGCUAGUCAGAGAGGUGCCCAUCCUACGAAGGGCCUGUGCUGACCGUGGGGGCCCAGGAACCCAGACGACGCUGACCCAGGCCGCCUGCUUUCCCUCCUUGUCUGUGGCCUGCACGCUCAGUCUCGUGAGCCCCUCCCCCAGCUUCUGCAGCAAUCUGGCGAAAGAAGGGCCACGCUUCCCAAACUGGCCCCUGGCCCGCCCGCCAGCCAGGUAAGGCGUCGGCCCACGCGCCUCCCUUGCCGCCGCCCUCCCAGAGUGGAGGGUGAAGCCCCGGGGCUGCAGGGCCACUGCCUGCGCCACCAAAGAGCCCUCCACAGGAUGGAGGGAGAGUCAUUCCAGACUUGACUUCACAGAAAGGGACAGUGCAGGCAUCUGAAACACGACAGGCAAAGGGGCAAACAGAAAAGCCUUUCCAUGCUUGAGAAGAUGCUCAGCCCCCUUCCACCUUGUGUGUGUGUGUGUGUGUGUGUGUGUGUGUGUGUGUGUGUGUUUAUUUUUGAGAGAGAGAGAGAGAGAGUCUGAGCGGGGGAGGUGCAGAGAGAGAGAGACAGAGACAGAGAAUCUGAAGCAGGCUCUGCGCUGACAGCAGGCAGCCCGAUGUGGGGAUGAACACAUGAACCCCGAAAUCGUGACCUGAGCUCAACCGACUGAGCCGCCCAGGCACCCCCCACCCUGUUCCACCUUUUAUAAGAAAAUCAAACGUGUGGCAACUAAGGCCCCCUUACCCUGCUCCACGCUCCUUGAGAGAUGCUGGGUACACGCGGCCCUGGGAUGGCACAGGGCAGACGACCGCGGUGCACGUGGGCUUCGACCCCAGUCCUCCUUCCAGGAACUCACAUUCAGACGCGCCUGGACGUGGGUACGAGUGGACGUGCUGCCGGAGCGGUGUGAAGAGACGCUGCGGCAGAGCAGCUUGGAAAGUGGGCGUCUGUCCCCAGGCAGUUAGGGAGUGUGGGCUCCGUGUCCGGGGGCUGCUCUGGGACGACUGCCAGACAGCACAGGUGAAAAUGCCAAGGUGCCCGAGGGCAGAGGGAGGACAGAAG
Panthera uncia (snow leopard) is the source of this 6628-nucleotide messenger RNA. It is a transcript of the gene ZNF696, whose product is annotated as zinc finger protein 696. NCBI's taxonomy places the organism in Eukaryota, Metazoa, Chordata, Mammalia, Carnivora, Felidae. The transcript has a single exon. The record is from RefSeq and is a predicted model, not a curated record. The annotation marks the transcript as partial.